AUGGCCACUACAAACAGGACAGAAGUGACUGAAUUUGUCUUACUGGGCUUGUCCAGCUGGCCAGAGAUGCAGCCAGUUAUUUUUGGUAUUGUCCUUGCCAUGUACCUGGUUGCAGUUGUGGGCAAUGUCCUUUUAGUAAUUGUUGCCCUCUUAGACUCCAAGCUUCAGACUCCCAUGUACUUCUUGCUCAGCCAGCUCUCCUUUAUUGACAUAUUUCUGGCAACCAUCACUGUUCCUCAGAUGUUGGUGCACACACUGUCUGUAAAUCGAACUAUCUCCUAUAACCGCUGCAUAAUACAACUGUUCUUUUUUAUGACUGUGGGCAGCAUGGAAGGUCACUUGCUUGCUGCCAUGGCAUAUGACCGCUAUGUUGCCAUCUGCGAUCCUUUGAGAUACUCUGCCACUGUCAGUCGCCGCCUCUGUAUGCAGAUAACAUUGACCUCAUGGGUGGUUGUCAGCCUCAACAGCUUCCUUUAUAGUGUGUUGGUCACCCGCUUAACCUUCUGUGGCAACCAAGUCACCCACUUCUUCUGUGAUAUCACUCCUCUGCUGCAGCUCUCCUGCACCCGACCAGUGGUCAAUGAAAUGCUAAUAUUCACUGAGGGUGUAGCUGUGGUGCUCAGCCCCUUCUUCUUCAUUUUGGGCUCAUAUGCUCGCAUUGCUAUUGCAGUAGUCUGCAUGCACUCAGCGGCUGCCUUGCGCAAAGUUCUUUCCACCUGUAGCUCCCAUAUCCUGGUUGUGCUGCUACUGUAUGGUUCUGUGAUCCGCAUGUACCUCCGACCAUCCUCCAGUUACGACUUGGACCAGGAUCGCCAGGUCGCCAUCUUCUACACAGUAGUUACCCCUAUGCUAAACCCACUAAUCUACAGCCUCAGGAACCAAGAGGUAAAAGGAGCUCUUCAAAGGCUUUAUGGCAAACUCUGUAUCUCAAGAAACUUCCAACCUGGUUCCCAGGCAAACAGGGAAUGA
Molecule: messenger RNA, 969 nt
Organism: Carlito syrichta (Philippine tarsier)
Lineage: Eukaryota; Metazoa; Chordata; Mammalia; Primates; Tarsiidae
Product: olfactory receptor 1361-like
Exons: 1
Coding region: 1-969 (322 amino acids)
Biological process (GO): G protein-coupled receptor signaling pathway
Cellular component (GO): membrane
Molecular function (GO): G protein-coupled receptor activity; olfactory receptor activity
Source: RefSeq, a predicted model, not a curated record